AUGAAUAAGAAAAAAGACUUACUGUAUCAAGAAAUAACAGAAACAUGCUCUAACAGUAUUAAAGAUAGUAAUAAAAAAAUAUAUCUAGAAAAAAUUUUAAAAUAUCUUACGGAUUCCGCUUCCCCAUUAUACAUAUGGGAACAAAAUGGGAUUCCUAUACUUAUUUUACAGGAACUAAUAGAACCUUAUACAAGUUUACAAUCAUUUACUAAAGAAAUAUCUGAUAAUCUCAGUACUGUACUACAAAUAUUGUAUUAUCUCGUACAAAAUAAUGAAAUAAAAAAAGCCGUUGUGGAUGCAAGAUUCCAUUUUUACUUAUUUCGAUAUGUGACAAUUUACGAUAUAGCAAUCGUAUACGAAACGCCACGAAUUUGGGUGUUAAAAACAUUUCGCGAGCUCGUUACUGACCAGUACGUACAGUCACAAGUGAAAAAUACGGAAAUGGUACCAAUUUUACUAAAAAAUAUUGAUUUGGGAUCUAAUGAUGUAAAAUUAUUAAGUAUGGAAACCUUUUACAACUUAAUUAGUGGUGAUGAAGGAUUGAAAUUUGUAACACAAACAUUUGACAGAUUUAGUGCUAUUAACCAAGUUUUUAAUUCUAUAAGUAGAACUGUAUGUAAAAGCAAGACUUAUUCUAUCAUCAAGUUAAUAUUACAGGUGUACAUAAGAUUAUGUAGUAAACCACAUAUAAAACAGGCAGUUGCCAAUAAACUUCCGGAAAAUGUUAUAAGUGAAGAAAUGAAAUGUAUUGUAGAAGAUAAUAAAGAGUGUAAAGAAUUGUAUGAGAAACUAGUGUCAUUGAUAAAUAAAAAUUAA
Messenger RNA from Vairimorpha ceranae, 816 nucleotides. RefSeq names its product cell differentiation protein rcd1. The transcript has a single exon. The coding region runs from base 1 to 816 and encodes 271 amino acids. Gene Ontology annotation, cellular component: CCR4-NOT complex; CCR4-NOT core complex; P-body. The record is from RefSeq and is a predicted model, not a curated record. Lineage: Eukaryota; Fungi; Microsporidia; Nosematidae. Gene Ontology annotation, biological process: mRNA catabolic process; negative regulation of translation.